Molecule: messenger RNA, 240 nt
Organism: Klebsormidium nitens
Lineage: Eukaryota; Viridiplantae; Streptophyta; Klebsormidiophyceae; Klebsormidiales; Klebsormidiaceae
Source: the annotation of a GenBank genome assembly
AUGGCCAUGCGGACGUACUUGGUGUCCUACGCUGUUGCGAUGGGUUCCUUGCUGGCGGGCGCUGCUGUGGUGCACAACGUGUACCGCCCAGACCUGACAAUCCCUGGCUACUCUGAGGAAUCUGAGGCUGAGGGUCAACCACCAGCACUGGGCCCAGCACCAGGAAAUAGCGCUACGGGAGACAGGGUCCCCGAUGCCCCGCUGCCAACCUCAGCUACAGCAGCUAAGGCAGGGCCGUAG